Spea bombifrons (plains spadefoot toad) is the source of this 3110-nucleotide messenger RNA. RefSeq names its product ubiquitin specific peptidase 16 (gene USP16). Gene Ontology annotation, molecular function: zinc ion binding; cysteine-type deubiquitinase activity. Gene Ontology annotation, biological process: protein deubiquitination. The transcript is spliced from 18 exons. Bases 162 to 2780 code for a protein of 872 amino acids. Lineage: Eukaryota; Metazoa; Chordata; Amphibia; Anura; Pelobatidae. The record is from RefSeq and is a predicted model, not a curated record.
UCUGUUCUGCGCGAGAGGCUGCUGGGAGAAGGGUUGCGAACCGGGAACGUGGAGAGUGAGUGGUGGAAGCCGGCUCCAGUAGAACAGCGGCACGUAGGGGAGUCUGUAGGCUGCUGAGCCCACAGUUGCUGUAUUUGUCAAAGGAAUACUGGAACAGUGCUAUGGCAAAGAAAAAAGUGAGAAAUGUUCCGGCGCAGGAGUCCCCGGAUGCAGGACCGACUUGCAAGCAUUUCCGAAAAGCACUAGAGGAAGGAGCGGUGAAAAAGGCGUUGGUGAAUGUGGAAUACACGGUGUGUCAGGACUGCCCAACAGACGGCAGAGAUAAGAAUGGAGAAGAGGAAGAGCGCGAGGAGGGCGCCUCCAUCUGGCUGUGUCUAACGUGCGGCCAUCGGGGCUGCGGGAGGAAUUCGGAGCAUCAGCAUGCGUUGAACCAUUACAAUACUCCCAGAUCCGUCCCACACUGCCUGGUGCUGAGCUGCGACAUGUGGAGUGUCUGGUGCUACAUUUGUGAUGAUGAAGUUCCUUAUACCAACACCAACCGGUUAGGCCAGCUGGUGGAGUAUAUCCAAAAAAAGUCCAAGGCAAACACCAAAAGCCGUAAUUCAGAGCGAGGGGUGGAGACACCUGAAAAAGUGUCGGAGCAAAAUAACAGGAGGACGAGUGAUGAAGAAGACCCCGGUACUCUGGCUGAAGGGGUCAAAGCAUCCAACACCCCCAGUAACAAUAAAGAAACUGCUGUGAAAGGUCUGAGUAAUUUGGGGAACACCUGCUUCUUCAAUGCCGUGAUGCAGAAUUUGUCUCAGACUCCAGUCUUACGAGAGUUUCUGAAUGAAGUAAAAAUACCUCGUAAAAGCGUGGCCAUCGAGCUGCCCGACUCUUCUUGUGAAGAAGUGAUCGUGGAGCAGCUGCCGGGGCCUCUCACUUUAGCGAUGUGCCAGUUUUUGACGGAAAUGCAAGAAACCAAAAAAGGAGUGGUGACCCCAAAAGAGCUUUUCUCUCAGGUCUGUAAAAAAGCUAUACGGUUUAAAGGAUAUCAGCAACAAGAUAGCCAGGAAUUGCUUCGCUACCUCCUGGAUGGAAUGAGAGGAGAAGAGAUUCAGAGAAUAAGUGUGGCAAUGACCAAAGCUUUACAUGACUCUACAGACGAGGAGGAGAUCAAAAAGAAAAUUAAAGACUGUGAAAAGCGUAGAGCGAUCCCGAAUUUUGUGGACAGAUUAUUUGGAGGGGAACUUACUAGCACAAUCGUUUGUGAGCAGUGUCGUACGGUGUCUUUGGUCCAUGAGCCAUUUCUCGACCUCUCCCUCCCUGUUCUGGAUGAUCUGCGUGUAAAGAAGAACUCCAAGAUAGCCAAAAAUAUUUGCGACCAGAAUGUUGACGAAGACAAUGAUAAGUACGUAAAAGAGAAGAGCGACGAGUCCGGACCAAGUAAACAUCUUCAGAAAAAGGCCAAGAAACAAGCUAAAAAGCAGGCAAAGAAUCAGCGCCGACUGCAGAAGAUACAGGAUAAGACGGUGGUGUUCAGUGAUCUGAAUUCCGAGCAGAACGAUGACAGUGGCGACGAAGACGCAGCCUCGAACGAUCCGAUGGAGUCGGAAGUUAAUUCAAAACUGGACGAUGGAUCCGCGCCUAAACAACUUCCCUCGGAGAAAACCAACGUAGACCGCGCGGAAGGCGACGCUGCAUCCGAUACACAGAAUCCAGAAAAUGUCACCAAUUCAAGCCUUGAGGAUACCCAAACAGAUGUAGAAAAACUGGAAAAUUAUAUUGGACUAGAUAAAAAAGAUUUUGAAGAAAACACUAAAUCGGUUAUAGUCGAUGGAGAAAAGAGCAUGGAGGACGGUGCUGCGAAUGUCUACUCUGAGGGUACAGAAAGUCUGAGAAACAAUGUGGUUCUAGAAAAUGAUGAUGAUGAUGAUGAUCACGUGAACGCGGAUAACACUGAGCUCCCAGCUGGAACAUCUUGCACCCUGUUUACUGGUGACACAAGUGCCCCUAAAACAGAGCGUUUCACCCCCGAAGAUCAGUUAACAGAAACUUUAAACCAACUCAAUUUGGAUGCCGAUCUGGGACCUGAGCAAAUUGAGGUGGAAAUAAUUGACAAACAGCCCGCGGCGCAAGUCUACGAAGUAGUGAAUGAAGACCCGAAAACUGCCUUCUCUACCCUCUCGGAAAGAAAGAGUCUUCCGCUGGAUGAAUGCUCUGUGCUUAGUUGUCUUUAUCAGUUCACUAGCAAGGAAGACUUGACCGGCAACAACCAGUUACUGUGUAACGAGUGUACGAGACGACAGCUGAAUAGGCAGAAGAACAAUAGUAAAGGUGAGAAGAAGUUUGUUUAUACGAAUGCCAAGAAGCAAAUGCUGGUAUCCGUCCCUCCUCCCAUCCUUACUUUGCAUUUGAAACGGUUUCAACAAAACGGCUUUAAUCUUCACAAAAUUAAUAAACAUAUAAAAUUCCCCGAGUUGAUAGACCUGGGUCCGUUCUGCACCGUUAAAUGUAAGAACAUCCCUGAAGGAGAGUCCAGACUUCUGUACUCGCUGUACGGGGUCAUCGAGCACAGCGGCACCAUGAGAUCGGGUCACUACACCGCUUACGUUAAAUCGCGGAACCGUAACGCUCCGCUUUGUGACCUGGUUCUUCGAGGAGCGUUCCCUGAAGAGUCCAGUGCUGAGCCGCCCAGGGGUCACUGGUACCACAUCAGUGACAGUCACGUGCAAGCGGUGCCGCUCAGCAAAGUACUGAGCUCGCAGGCUUACCUCUUAUUUUAUGAACGAAUACUGUAACGUUACUGGAAGAUCGUUUUCCUAGCCGCUGAAUCUGCCAAGGAAUAUUUAUUUUAAUUGAACUACACAGACAAGUGGCCUGGGGGGGUUUGGAAUGAAUAUGGGGUUUCAAUGAUGAGCACUGCUGUAAGCCAGAAGUUCCAGCACUGGCCAACUGGAACAGUAGAAUGAAUGAAUAUUAAGAAGAAUGUACUUAAUGGAAGGACGGGGCUGACUGGUUCUGGUCCUGCGGCUACCGGACCUCCGCAGUCUCUUCCAGCAGCUGCACUUAUGCAAUAAAUUGUGUGCAUUUAAUAUUAUACAAACAUUACACGAUCCUUUUUGACCAAA